Messenger RNA from Telopea speciosissima, 2181 nucleotides. Its product is annotated as AP2-like ethylene-responsive transcription factor BBM2. Bases 40 to 2181 code for a protein of 713 amino acids. NCBI's taxonomy places the organism in Eukaryota, Viridiplantae, Streptophyta, Magnoliopsida, Proteales, Proteaceae. Gene Ontology annotation, molecular function: DNA binding; DNA-binding transcription factor activity. The transcript has 9 exons. Gene Ontology annotation, biological process: regulation of DNA-templated transcription. The record is from RefSeq and is a predicted model, not a curated record.
GAAACAAAACCAAACACAAAGAAGGAAUCAAGGGAAUACAUGGCUUCCAUGAACAACUGGUUGGGUUUCUCACUUUCACCACAAGAGCUUCCUUCACAGUCUCAAAACCAUGUUCAGCCUACCAUCUCUCGUCUUGGAUUCAACUCUGAUGAUAUCUCCGGCACCGAUGAUGUCUCCGGUGACUGUUUCGAUCUUGCUUCAGACUCAACAGCUCCUUCACUUAACAUCCCUAACUUAAGACCAGAUGCACCUUUUGGUAUCUUAGAAGCUUUCAAUAGAACCAAUCACCCACAGUCUCAAGAUUGGAACUUUAAAACAAGUUCAGAGCUUUCUAUGCUCAUGAGAGGCUCAAAUAGUAAUCACAACAUUGAUCAAGUUGAGCCCAAGUUGGAAGAUUUCCUUGGUGGCCAUUCUUUCAACGACCAUGACCAGAAACUUGCUAGGUGCAAUGCCAGUGGAGACUACAUAUUCUCCAACGGUUGUGUUGGUCGUGGUGACACCACCACCACCACCACAAAUAGCAACUCUAUUGGGUUGUCGAUGAUAAAGACUUGGCUGAGAAACCAACCGGCACCGACACAGCCGGAGAACAAGAUCGAAGGAGGUAGUAUCUGUGGUGGGUCACCUGCUGUGGUGGUUAAUAAUGGAACCCUAACGAGUUCUCAAACUCUUUCGUUAUCGAUGAGUACUGGGUCACAGUCGAGUUUGGCUUUGCCGCUCCUUGCAUCUGCCGGUGGAAGCACGAACGGUACCGGUAGUAGCGGUGAGUGUUCCUCUUCAGAAAAUAAGGAGAAGAUAGCAACUGGUCUUGAUGGUCAAACUGGUGCUGUAGAGGCUGUGCCAAGGAAAUCUAUUGAUACGUUUGGACAAAGGACCUCCAUCUACCGGGGUGUAACAAGGCACAGAUGGACUGGUAGAUAUGAAGCUCAUUUAUGGGACAAUAGUUGCAGAAGAGAGGGACAGACCCGUAAGGGAAGGCAAGUCUAUUUGGGAGGUUAUGACAAAGAAGAUAAAGCAGCUAAAGCUUAUGAUUUAGCUGCAUUGAAGUAUUGGGGUACAACCACCACUACAAAUUUUCCUAUUAGCAAUUAUGAAAAAGAGAUUGAAGAGAUGAAGAACAUGACCAGGCAGGAAUAUGUUGCAUCUCUAAGAAGGAAAAGUAGUGGGUUCUCUCGAGGUGCAUCAAUCUAUCGAGGAGUCACUAGACACCAUCAACAUGGAAGAUGGCAAGCUCGGAUUGGAAGGGUAGCAGGGAACAAAGAUCUCUACUUGGGCACAUUUAGCACGCAAGAAGAAGCAGCUGAGGCCUACGAUAUCGCUGCGAUAAAAUUCCGUGGUCUUAAUGCGGUAACAAACUUUGACAUGAGCAGAUAUGAUGUAAAUAGCAUACUUGAGAGCAGCACAUUACCUGUUGGAGGAGCUGCAAAGCGUUUGAAAGAAGCAGAACAGACUGAAACAAUAAUUGUAGAUCAUGGUAGGAGGAGUAAUGAUGACAACAUGAAUUCUCAACUAAUUGAUGGGACUAACAAUUAUGCAGCACACCACGAUGGUUGGCCUACCAUUGCAUUUCCACAAGCUCAACCUUUGAAUAUGUUCUAUGGUCAGCAAAGAGGUUGGUGUAAGCAAGAACAAGAACCAUUAACUACACACAGCUUUCAAGAUCUUCAACAACUUCAAUUGGGCAAUACCCAUAACUUCUUCCAGCCUUCUGUGAUGCACAAUCUCAUAAGCUUGGAUUCGGCGUCUUUGGAACAUAGUUCGGGGUCUAAUUCUGUUAUUUACAGCAGUGGAGGAAACGGCGGCGGCAGUGGAAGUGGUGGUGGUGGUGGUGGGAGUAAUGGUAGUUACCAAGGAGUUUGUGGUGGAAAUGGAAACAGUAGUUGCUAUGUGUUGCCUAUAAGUACAGUGAUAUCUGAUCAAAGUAAUCAUAAUCAAGGAAGUUGUUUUGGGGAUAAUGAUAUUAAGCAACAAUUGGGAUAUGAAAUUGCUGAUCCAUUCCAAACUCGAAAUUUGUAUUAUCUUUCACAACAACAGUCACAAGGAAUGAAGGUUCAUGGGUAUGAUCAGAACUCAAAUUGCAAUAACUGGUUGCCCACUACUGUACAGACUCUUGCACCUAGGUCUAACAAUCUCAGUGUUUGUCAUGGAGCUCCAGUAUUCUCAGUAUGGAAUGAAACUUGA